Saimiri boliviensis boliviensis (Bolivian squirrel monkey) is the source of this 4182-nucleotide messenger RNA. It is a transcript of the gene DDR1, whose product is annotated as discoidin domain receptor tyrosine kinase 1. Gene Ontology annotation, molecular function: protein tyrosine kinase collagen receptor activity; collagen binding; ATP binding. Gene Ontology annotation, biological process: protein phosphorylation; positive regulation of phosphatidylinositol 3-kinase/protein kinase B signal transduction; multicellular organism development. NCBI's taxonomy places the organism in Eukaryota, Metazoa, Chordata, Mammalia, Primates, Cebidae. Gene Ontology annotation, cellular component: signaling receptor complex; plasma membrane. The record is from RefSeq and is a predicted model, not a curated record.
AGCUUUGGUCCCACCUCCAGCCUGGCCCCACCCCCAGCCCAGCGUCUCCUGGACCUAGAUUCCCUAGCUGCUGUCUCCGGAGGGCAGGUCCCUCAGCCGUUGGAACGUCCUUGGGCUUCUGAGCCAGUGCCCAUGUGUGCCAAGGGCCAGCUUCUUCCUGGCAGUGCUUUUGUGUACUUGUCUGGUUGGGACUUUGUGUUUCUUUCUUAGAACUGUUGUCUGGGACUGCAAGCAGGGAACCGAGCCCAGAAGUAGGAGGGGCGUCUUCCCCUCGUGGGCCCUGAGCAGGCCUGCAGCCGACCCCCUGGGGCGCCAGUUUUGGAGGCCCCCGACAGCUGCUCGCGGGAGCCGCCUCCCGACACCCGAGCCCCGCCGGCGCCUCCCGCUCCCGGCUCCCGGCUCCUGGCUCCCUCCGUCUUCCCCGCCCCUCGCCCCGCCGCCGAGGAGGCCCCGCUCCGGGGUCGGACGCCUGGGUCUGCCGGGAAGAGCGAUGAGAGGUGUCUGAAGGUGGCUAUUCACUGAGCGAUGGGGUUGGACUUGAAGGAAUGCCAAGAGAUGCUGCCCCCACCCCCUUAGGCCUGCGGGAUCAGGAGCUAUGGGGCCAGGGGCCCUCUUAUCUUUACUGCUGCUGCUCUUGGUGGCAACUGGAGAUGCUGACAUGAAGGGACAUUUUGAUCCUGCCAAGUGCCGCUAUGCCCUGGGCAUGCAGGACCGGACCAUCCCAGACAGUGACAUCUCUGCUUCCAGCUCCUGGUCAGACUCCACUGCCGCCCGCCACAGCAGGUUGGAGAGCAGUGACGGGGAUGGGGCGUGGUGCCCCGCAGGGUCGGUGUUUCCCAAGGAGGAGGAGUACUUGCAGGUGGAUCUACAACGGCUGCACCUGGUGGCUCUGGUGGGCACCCAGGGACGGCAUGCGGGGGGCCUGGGCAAGGAGUUCUCCCGGAGCUACCGGCUGCGUUACUCCCGGGAUGGUCGCCGCUGGAUGGACUGGAAGGACCGCUGGGGUCAGGAGGUGAUCUCAGGCAAUGAGGACCCUGAGAGAGUGGUGCUGAAGGACCUUGGGCCCCCCAUGGUUGCCCGACUGGUUCGCUUCUACCCCCGGGCUGACCGGGUCAUGAGUGUCUGUUUGCGGGUGGAGCUUUAUGGCUGCCUCUGGAGGGAUGGACUCCUGUCUUACACCGCCCCUGUGGGGCAGACAAUGUACUUAUCUGAGGCCGUGUACCUCAACGACUCCACCUACGAUGGACAUACCGUGGGCGGACUGCAGUAUGGGGGUCUGGGCCAGCUGGCAGACGGUGUGGUGGGGCUGGAUGACUUUAGGAAGAGUCAGGAAUUACGGGUCUGGCCGGGCUAUGACUAUGUGGGAUGGAGCAACCACAGCUUCCCCAAUGGCUACGUGGAGAUGGAGUUUGAGUUUGACCGGCUGAGGGCCUUCCAGGCCAUGCAGGUCCACUGUAACAACAUGCACACGCUGGGAGCCCGCCUGCCUGGCGGGGUGGAAUGCCGCUUCCGGCGGGGCCCUGCCAUGGCCUGGGAGGGGGAGCCCAUGCGCCACAACCUAGGGGGCAACCUGGGGGACCCCAGAGCCCGGGCUGUCUCGGUGCCCCUGGGCGGCCGUGUGGCUCGCUUUCUGCAGUGCCGCUUCCUCUUUGCUGGGCCCUGGUUACUCUUCAGUGAAAUCUCCUUCAUCUCUGAUGUGGUGAACAAUUCCUCUCCAGUGCUGGGAGGCACCUUCCCGCCAGCCCCCUGGUGGCCACCUGGCCCACCUCCCACCAACUUCAGCAGCUUGGAGCUGGAGCCCAGGGGCCAGCAGCCCGUGGCCAAGGCGGAGGGGAGCCCGACCGCCAUCCUCAUCGGCUGCCUGGUGGCCAUCAUCCUGCUGCUGUUGCUCAUCAUUGCCCUCAUGCUCUGGCGGCUGCACUGGCGCAGGCUCCUCAGCAAGGCUGAGCGGCGGGUGUUGGAAGAGGAGCUGACGGUUCACCUCUCUGUACCUGGGGACACUAUCCUCAUCAACAACCGCCCAGGUCCUAGAGAGCCACCCCCGUACCAGGAGCCCCGGCCUCGUGGGAAUCCGCCACACUCCGCUCCCUGUGUCCCGAAUGGCUCUGCGUUGCUGCUCUCCAAUCCAGCCUACCGCCUCCUUCUGGCCACUUACGCCCGUCCCCCUCGAGGCCCGGGCCCCCCCACACCCGCCUGGGCCAAACCCACCAACACCCAGGCCUGCAGUGGGGACUAUAUGGAACCUGAGAAGCCAGGUGCCCCGCUUCUGCCCCCACCUCCCCAGAACAGCGUCCCCCAUUAUGCCGAGGCUGACAUUGUCACCCUGCAGGGCGUCACCGGGGGCAAUACCUAUGCUGUGCCCGCGCUGCCCCCAGGGGCAGUCGGGGAUGGGCCCCCCAGAGUGGAUUUCCCUCGAUCACGGCUCCGCUUCAAGGAGAAGCUUGGCGAGGGCCAGUUUGGGGAGGUGCACCUGUGUGAGGUCGACAGCCCUCAAGAUCUGGUCAGUCUUGAUUUCCCCCUGAACGUGCGUAAGGGACAGCCCUUGCUGGUAGCUGUCAAGAUCUUACGGCCGGAUGCCACCAAGAAUGCCAGGAAUGACUUCCUAAAGGAGGUGAAGAUCAUGUCAAGGCUCAAGGACCCAAACAUCAUCCGGCUGCUGGGCGUGUGUGUGCAGGACGACCCCCUCUGCAUGAUUACCGACUACAUGGAGAACGGCGACCUCAACCAGUUCCUCAGUGCCCACCAGCUGGAGGACAAGGCAGCCGAGGGGGCCCCCGGGGAUGGGCAGGCUGCGCAGGGGCCCACCAUCAGCUACCCAAUGCUGUUGCACGUGGCAGCCCAGAUUGCUUCGGGCAUGCACUAUCUGGCCACACUUAACUUUGUACAUCGGGACCUGGCCACGCGGAACUGCCUGGUUGGGGAAAAUUUCACCAUCAAAAUUGCAGACUUUGGCAUGAGCCGGAACCUCUACGCCGGGGACUAUUACCGUGUGCAGGGCCGGGCGGUACUGCCCAUCCGCUGGAUGGCCUGGGAGUGCAUCCUCAUGGGGAAGUUCACAACUGCAAGUGACGUGUGGGCCUUUGGAGUGACCCUGUGGGAGGUGCUGAUGCUUUGCAGGGCCCAGCCCUUUGGGCAACUCACCGACGAGCAGGUCAUCGAGAACGCAGGGGAAUUCUUCCGGGACCAGGGCCGGCAGGUGUACCUGUCCCGGCCGCCUGCCUGCCCGCAGGGCCUAUACGAGCUGAUGCUUCGGUGCUGGAGCCGGGAGUCUGAGCAGCGACCACCCUUUUCCCAGCUGCAUCGGUUCCUGGCAGAGGAUGCUCUCAACACUGUGUGAAUCGCACAUCUAGCUGCCCCUCCCUCAGGGAGGAUCCAGAGGAAGCCAGUGACAUUAAAACAAGAGGAGCCAAUGGCACCCCUGCCCUUCUCCUCCCGACGGCCUAUCACCUCUAAUAGAGGCAGUGAGACUGCAGGUGGGCUGGCCCACCCAGGGAGCUGAUGCCCCUUCUCCCCUACCCGGAUACACUCUCAUGUCCCCUUCCUGUUCUUCUUUCCCAGAAGCCCCUGUUGCCCACCCAGCUGGCCCUGUGGAUGGGAUCCUCUCCAACCUCCUCUAGCCAUCCCUUGGGGAAGGGUGGGGGGAAAUAUAGGACAGACACUGGACAUGGCCCAUCGGAGCACCUGGGCCCCACUGGACAACACUGGUUCCUAGAGAGGUGGCUGCACCCCCAGCUUCUCUCUCCCUGUCACACACUGGACCCCACUGGCUGAGCAUCUGGGGGCUGAGGAGGACAAGGAGAGGAAAACCUUCCCUUGUGCCUGCUCCUGGACUUGUCCUCAGCUUGGGCUUCUUCCUCCUCCAUCACCUGAAACACUGGACCUGGGGGUGGCCCCGCCCCAGCCCUCAGUCACCCCACUUUCCAUCGGCGGUCUUGUAGCUAGAACUUCUCUAAGCCUGUACGUUUCUGUGGAGUAAAUAUUGGGAUUAGGGGGAAAGAGGGAGCGACGGCCUGUAACCUUGGGGUUGGACAUCUCUAUCGUAGCUGCCACAUUGAUUUUUCUAUAAUCACUUGGGGUUUGUACAUUUUUGGGGGGAGAGACACAGAUUUUUACACUAAUAUAUGGACCUAGCUUGAGGCAAUUUUAAUCCCCUGCAGUAGGCAGGUAAUAAUAAAGGUUGAG